AGAUAAUCGAAUGGCUCUUUUACUUAUUGGACUUGAACUGUAAACACAUUAAGGGAUUUAAAAUGAAAAUAGCAAUAACUUCAUUCAAGAUAUGGCUGUUACUGGUCCUCAUUGUGACCAUGGUGGCCCUCUCUAGUCAGCAGAAGGAACCAAAGGCACAGAAGCGAAUCAAAAGACGAAUCAAACGGUGUUUGGGAGAGCAUAAUCAGGCGGGUAUAACUAAGAAAAUCGGAGCCACAUGGACAGAGAUAGAAGAAGCGAGCGGAAUAUCUGCAGAGUGUCGCUGCAUCGAAUACAAAGAAUUGCUUUGGUUCAGCUGUGAUGUUCCGGGCUGUAGGGACGCUACAAAGAAGUGUAAAUGGCAGGGUUGCGUAACGGAGGUGGGAGGAGAAUACGAGCCCUAUUAUCCUUUGGAUUCCAAUGUUGUCAAGCCUAAGUUCGAGAUUAUAACCUACCCCCACAGAUGCUUAUGUAAAUGUCUCAAUUCAUCUGAGGCCAGUCAAAGCAGCUACAUAGCCGAUGCACCACAAGACCCGUUCGUCUGGGACUGCGAUUGCGACCAGAAUUGGUAUUACUAUGAUGAGCCUAUAGAAGAAGACAAACAGAAUCAGAAUGAGAUUGAGGAAAGGAAGCGAAGGAAAAGAAGCACAAAUGUGUAAAAUGACUUAUAAUAAGAUUUGAUAAAAUACGUUUUAUAUGCAUAGAUAACAUUGAAACAUGGGUUCAUUUUGUUGUUGAUCCUUGUGCUUUCCUUAAUUUUCCCCUUUCUAUCCCGAUCUGUCUUCUCCCGCCCAAAGGGAUUACUUCAGUUAGACUUGCACUUCAUUUACAAGGUGAUACAUAUUACCUAAUUCUGGUGCCAAUGUAAUGGCCAUGACAUAACAAGGAAGACUUGAAGGUCGAAGGUCACUAGAACGUAAUAAUAUUAUAUUUACAAAAUUGAUUUUGAGGCAAAUUUUUGUAAGGGUCAGCUCUAUCGAGGAUACGGUCAAGGUCAACUGAAAGCUUAACUAUCGAAAACAGGUAUGCAAAUGAUUGCUUUAAUUAAGGAAUAAAGACCGAGAUUUUAUGAUUUAUGGCGUAAUAUAUGACCGAAAAUUUUAUUCUGUUCAUUGUUAAAAGACCGAAAUCACAAAUUUGUUGGUAUUUGGUAUUUUUAAAAAUCAUUUUAAGAUGAAGAAUGGGUAAUGUCAAAUAUAAGACAGUGUCUAAUGACGAUCAAAUGACGUCAUUAAACAGGAUGGGUCAAAAACAUCCAUAAUGUUUGAUGCUUUAUUAUAUGGUAAAUUCUCGUACAGCCCAUGACUUUCAAAAUUGUUUUUUGAAGAUAUAUGGGUCAAUUAUGCAGUUGUUCCUAAUUCCAUUUAUAACAAACACUAUUGCAUAAUUUACUCCUGUAUCUUCAACAAAUAUAUUUCAUAUAUCUUGGAUCAUUCUGAAAAUAUCUAAUCUAUAAAACAUGAGUACUGGGUAUUAGGUGAAAUGAUUAGAGCCAGUACAAAUGGUUUAUAUCAUUUAAAACCCACACUGACUCUUAUGAAAGGUAAACAGUCCAUGGUCCAUUUAAACUUACACUGUACUUUUUUAAUGUAAAAAUUGAUUUCUAAAUGCAUUGAUUAUUCAAUAAUUUUACUAAUCGCAUGAUCUGUAAAAUGAAGCUUUCUGAUUGGUCAGUUCUUUUGCUAUACCAAUCCGUAUUGCUAUUGAGAAUGUCUCCAUUGAUCAUCUCCGUCGCAAUA
Owenia fusiformis is the source of this 1739-nucleotide messenger RNA. NCBI's taxonomy places the organism in Eukaryota, Metazoa, Annelida, Polychaeta, Sabellida, Oweniidae. The record is from the annotation of a GenBank genome assembly.